This is a messenger RNA of Rattus norvegicus (Norway rat), 267 nucleotides long. The record is from RefSeq and is a predicted model, not a curated record. NCBI's taxonomy places the organism in Eukaryota, Metazoa, Chordata, Mammalia, Rodentia, Muridae.
AUGCCCAAAAGAAAGGCUGAAGGGGAGGCUAAAGGAGACAAAGCCAAGGUGAGGGACGAGCCACAGAGAAGAUCUGCAAAGUUGUCUGAUAAACCCGCUCCUCCAAAGCCAGAGCCCAAGCCUAGAAAGGGCCCUGCAAAGAAGUGGGAGAAGAUACCCAAGGGGAAGAAGGGGAAAGUCAGUAAGGAUGCGAAUAAUCCUGCAGAAAAUGGAGACUCCAAAACAGAGCAAGCACAGAAAGCUGAAGGUGCUGGAGAUAACAAGUGA